AUGAGCCUCCAUCGCCACGACUCCGUCAAGAGGAAGCGCAGCACCGUCGAAAGCAGUCCCGGCAGCAUCGGCGACGAGGAUCACUCCCUGAUCGAGCCCGAAAAGAAGCGACAACCUGGCGUCAAGCGCGCUUGCAACGAAUGUCGCCAGCAGAAAUUGCGGUGCGAUGUCGUACAGAAUCCGUUUCAGAGUUGCUCGCGCUGCAACCGCCUCAAGCUCGAAUGCAAAAUCGAAUCGAAUUUCAAGCGCGUCGGCAAGCGCUCUAAACAUGCCGAGAUGGAAAAGGAGAUUGAACGAUUGCGCCGGAAUAUUGCCCAGGCCAAGGCACAGGGCUUUGUGAUGGAAGAAGAGGAGGACCUCCAAUCCCAAUUGCAGUCGCCCAUCGCCAACAGCACAUAUUCUCACACCCGAAACCCUUCCCUCAUGGGGUCCGACGAGGCCGUGACAUCGCUUCUCACUUUGAAGAGGGGUGGCUCUUAUAGCAUGCCUACCACUCACUACGCCUACGAGUUGGAACACGUACGUCUAACUGAGCAGGACGUGCACGGGCUGUUCCAAGAGUUUUUUACUUGUUACCACCCUUUUCUUCCUUUUCUCAACGAGCACCAAUCGCCCGACCUGUACUAUCAACAGCAUGCGCUCCUCUUCUGGACCAUUAUUGCCAUUGCAUCCCGCCGUUAUACCCCUAAACCUUCUAUCCUUCACGAAUUGUCAAGCGGUCCUCUCAAUAGGCUGCUGUGGGGAACAGUAGGAGACGUGCCCAAUAGCUAUUUUGUAGUCAAGGCCUUAUGUCUCUUGUGUACAUGGCCGUUGCCAACGAGUACGACGACGGCAGAUCCCACUCACAUCUUAUGCGGUGUGAUGAUGAAGGCUGCAACGGGCAUUGGCAUGCACCGUCCUAAUCAUACGCAGGACUUCUCUAGGGUGUCUGUAGAACUCAACAAAGACCAGCUCCAUGACCGCGUCACCACGUGGGCUGUAUGUAACAUUGUUGCGCAGUCUAUCGGCACGGCUUAUGGCCAGCCGGCAACUACUUUGUAUGAUUGGACGCUGGCAAUCCGUCCUGGCGAGGAUGGUCCCUUUACGUUGUCGCCGGAGCUAGAGGCGCGAUUGCGUAUAGAGAGAUUUGCUGAUAAAGUCUCAAAAGAGAUGUACAGUAACGCUAGCGAUCCACGAGGUGUUGCCGGUGACGAGCAUAGAGCCAUGCUAAUGCGCGUGUAUCGACGAGAUUUCCAAGAAUUACAAGCCUCCAUCCUUUCACAACAUUUAUCCCCCAUCGUUGAUGCUCAUCUGCAAGCCGCAAAUGUACAUCUACGCUUGGCUGGGUUCUUUGAUUCCAGCACUACGCCUGGUUAUAUGGAUGACUUGAUGGGUCUUUGGCGGGCCGUGUCCGCGUACUUGGAUCUUCUCUUCGUGGAUGCGAACCAGUAUAUCCUGGUUUAUGCCACUAACUAUCUCCAGCAAAUGCUUGUUGCUUGCGGAUUUGCCUUGUUGAAGUUGAUGCGGUCUUUCUUCGCUAAGACGAUAGACGCUUCCAGAGGCCGUACCCUCUUUCACAGAACCAUUACUGCCAUUCGCAAGACUAGCACCGUGGACAAUGAUUUGCCGUGGCGGUUAGCAGAGCUGAUGGUACAGAUGUGGAACGGCGCGCGCAUCGAUAUCAACAAUAACAAGGCACGUUACGAUGAUGACACGGCAGUGCCCGUCGAUGACAGCCUGGAGCUCAAGGUACGAUGUAGGCAUAGCAUGAGUCUUGUGUAUGACUCGAUCUGGCGUUGGAGGGAAGAAUACCAAGCACAUGGGCGAGGGCUCGACUCAUCAUCUACCCACAUGGAUAGCACCCUUCUGGCACAAAACAACGUGCCUACGACAAUGGGAUCAAUAACGAAUAACGGUGGAUUAACGCCCACUCCGCAACAUGGCCUCAACGCCGGCCCCAAUAACAUGAUUGGCCUAGGAGGCUAUGGGACCGACACAAACUACGAUUUUUUCGAUCCUCAGCAUUGGGUCCUCGAUGGGUUACUUGAUUUUAACUACACCUAUAGUCAACCGCUAGAGGGGAUGUGA
Molecule: messenger RNA, 2067 nt
Organism: Xylaria bambusicola
Lineage: Eukaryota; Fungi; Ascomycota; Sordariomycetes; Xylariales; Xylariaceae
Exons: 3
Coding region: 1-2067 (688 amino acids)
Biological process (GO): DNA-templated transcription; regulation of DNA-templated transcription
Cellular component (GO): nucleus
Molecular function (GO): transcription cis-regulatory region binding; zinc ion binding; DNA-binding transcription factor activity, RNA polymerase II-specific
Source: RefSeq, a predicted model, not a curated record